AUGCCGCUGCAUCGGACUGAGGGAUGGAAUUUGAAGUGGGAUCUUGGAACAAAGGCUGGCUCUGGGAUCUCGAGCAAAUUUACCGUCCCUGUCACUGCAGCUUCUGCUGGACUGACUGUUGGCACAGAGGCCCAGUUGGCAUUUCAACAAUCAAUUCAAAACUACUGGGACUUCGAUUCGCUCGAGUGCCGCAUCAUUCAGCCUACCAGAGGCUACAUCGACGACGUUAUGGAGAGUGACGAUCUUGCUAUAUAUUUCAAGAGGAAAGGGCUCUUAAAAUCGUCGUCUCUAUUUAUGAUAACAGGUGUCAUCAUUGCCCGCGGCGCCAAUAAUGUGACAGCAAUUGAGUCACGAGACAGAAGCAUGAAUGCAUCUCUCGGCGUAGAACUCCCCACCAUUGUCAGUUCCACAUUGCGCACUGACAUCAACCACUCCCAGCAUCGCGAAUCGUCCGCGCAAAAGUUUACAGACUUUGUUUGGGCGGUUCGGCUGGCCAAGAUAUCGCGAGGAAUGUUUGAUCGACAAUGGUCACACGAGACUGUUGCGUCUGGUGCCACGUUUAAUGUUGAUAAUGGAAUGACGACAGACAGCGAAAUUGUAAAGGUGUUGAGGGACAACGGGUUGGAGAUACCAAUCACAAGUCAAUUCAGAACUGGCGGCGACAUGUUUGUCAUUAAAUCAGACAUUUAUAUUUACAUCUUGUAUAGCUAA
Akanthomyces muscarius is the source of this 711-nucleotide messenger RNA. RefSeq lists its product as uncharacterized. The transcript has 4 exons. The record is from RefSeq and is a predicted model, not a curated record. The coding region runs from base 1 to 711 and encodes 236 amino acids. Lineage: Eukaryota; Fungi; Ascomycota; Sordariomycetes; Hypocreales; Cordycipitaceae.